AUGGCAAGCACAAACUCACUCACCCUUCUAUCGCAACCCGCCUGGGCCCACGACAAACCAUCACAGCGCCUCCCGUACAGCAUCUAUGCCCACCUGAAAACUGUAUGCAAAACGGGCGGACGUACACCCGAUCAUGUACCUCUCCGCCGACGCUGCGACGUCAUCAGGAAGAACUCAACGAAACGCUGGUCCAACAAAGAGAUCAUGGCAAUUGCCCGGCGCCAUUACUGCUACCAACUGGUCAUGGGUAAACCAUCAAACUCAAAUCGGGACAAAGUCAGACACGACAGCUUCAACCGCUGCUUCGAGUCUACGCCAAUCUGGCUCUGUGUUAUGAUUGUAACGAAUAUGUACAUGUUUACAUUGCUCGACUACUGCACCGAUGGCUGUAUCUGCCCUGUCUGCCCCGGUGGCCACAAAUUCACCACCAGCCACUUUACCUGCAUCCAACAAUUGAUCCGACGCAUCCUGGUAGGCCCGAAACUGCCUCCCAUUGGUCCUGACCUCCUCCAGCAAUUACUGGAGCGCCACAACCUUUACGGUAUCUGGACCCCUCACGAACACUUCGGAUCCUUUCUCCAGUAUGUAGAACAACCCCCUUACCCACACCCGUCUCUGACACAUCAACAGAUGUUCCCCAUACCCCGGCUAAUCACUGUUGAAGUACUACUUCCAAAUUUCGGUCCAAACCAAGUCACCGCCUGGAUCGGAAGUAUCAUAGAUGGAGAUACUUUCGAUCCAGGCGGCCAACCAGCACAUACCAAGUGUAUCCGUGGUCUGGUGCGGCAACGGUGCACCCCAACCUCGCUUCUCAACCGAAUUAUGACGGAUAAUCUGGUCCUACUCGGCAUUUCGUACUCUGCAUUAACCCAUUCCACGGCACUACACGGUGUAGACCCAAUCCGUACCACGAAGGUGGGUACUCUACUUAGUAGGUCAGCAAGCGAAUACAUGGCACACUCGAUGGUGUCAGUGUUUUUUAUCAGCACCGGCCUGAAUUGA
This is a messenger RNA of Sphaeroforma arctica JP610, 1002 nucleotides long. RefSeq lists its product as hypothetical. Bases 1 to 1002 code for a protein of 333 amino acids. The record is from RefSeq and is a predicted model, not a curated record. The transcript has a single exon. Lineage: Eukaryota; Ichthyosporea; Ichthyophonida.